AUGAAUUAGAGCAAUAAAAGUCUUAACAGCACAAUGACUCGGAUUAAGCAGUUGUCAACCGGCCCUCCUAUCGAGGUUGUGCCUAGCGAGAUCAUAUUUAAAGAUAUAUAGAUAAAUUAGACUUAUGAAAUCACUGUCUUUGUGAGAAAUUUAACAUAGACUGCUAGGCGAAUUCGAGUUUUUCAACCUCAUUCUAACUUCAGAUGUGAUUAUGAAAUGCAAGGUGCAAUAGCAGCAGGUCUCUCAAUGAAACUGAUAGUAACAUUUGAAACAGCCAGUUUGGAAUAGUAUUAGGACUCUUUGAAAAUUGUGUCGGAUGGUAACUAUACAAUUGAUGUACCGCUUUUUGCCUUUCCUCCUCAAGCUGCUAUAGUAUUUGAGCCAUUUAUUAAUUUGGGGUUUGUUCGAGUGGGGAAGGAAAAAGUGGAUAAUAUAUACUUCAAGAACGAAGGUCGAUCAACUGGCAAGGUAGAACUAAAAAUUGAUCGUUUGCCUGACUUCAAAAUAGAGCCGACUACUUUCAGUUUAGGACCAGGACUAGAAUUUACGGUUAAGGUACAUUAUAAACCAAAAGAUGCUGGAAUAUUUCGUGGUUUAGUAGAAGUAAUAGCAGAUGGUUAAAGUCUACAGAAAACAAUAGACAUUAAUGCCACAUCUAUAGAAUUUACUCGAUUUUUGAUAGAUGACACUGGAGUUUAGAACAAUUUUUUUGAUUUUGGUUAGAUUUACUAUGGAUAAUACAAGCAGAUUGAAACGUAUUUAGUCAAUAACACUCCGAAGUAACAAAAAUUUAAAGUGAAAUUGAAGAAAGGAUUGCAUUAAUAAGAAGAUGCACUUAAAUUGCAGACUCCAGCAGAACUUGGUCUUGAGUAAACAGAAAGAAUCAUGGAAUGUUUUCCUGAGGAAGGUGUUUUGGAAAGCUAUUCAUAAAUUGCAAUAGUGUUUAAAUGUAAACCUAAGGUCUCAGAAGAAUAACAAGUAUGGACUAGAUCAUUUGCCUUGUCUCCCGAGUAAUUGAAACCAGAUUACGAUGAAUUUCAUUAUUCAGCAAUUUUCGAUUUUUAAGAUAAUGAGCCUUUGAUGAAUCAUUUGUAAGUGAGAUGCAUUUGUCCUACAAUCAAAUUCCCACCAACUGCAAUUUUACAAUUUGGAGUAUGUCCUGCCAAUUAAAGCAAAGAAAUAGUUUUUGAAGUCACUAACAAAUAGACAGAGUUGCCGAUUCAAAUUCAUUGGCCUGUAGUUCCUUAUUUUUCAGUGAAUCCAACAUUAUCAACCCUGUAACCUGAGGAAAAGUAAAAUUUUUGGGUAAGCUUCAAGCCUAAACACACUGGAAAUUUCACAACUGUUAUAAGUGCUGAAUUGCUUGGAGGGAUCUUCAAAAUACCUGUGAGAUUGGCUGGUGUGAGUUAAUAAUUUACUAAUAAAUUAUAAGUUAAAAGAGGGCCAGAAUCACUCCCAGAGGAUUUUGAGAUGAAACACACCAUUACUAAGGAGUAAAGCAUUAGCAAUAUUAAAUCAAUUGAGAAGGUUUAAACUUUGGAUAUAUCCUAAUCCGUUUAAUCUUUGGUUCAGCAAGGAAUUUCUUUGGACAAAAUUGAGGAAUUAAAGCAAAAGUCAUUAAAUAAAGAAAUCUAUAAUGAGUAUUUAAAAUUGCAUAGGGAAUAACGAUUAAAAAAGGUUAAGGAUAAGAAAAUCAAACAGAAAUUUACUUAGAUGAAUGAACGAUUGAAGGAAAUCAAGUAGGAGCCAGUUAAACCUUCUGGAGCUGCUAAGAAAUAAGAACCAGAUGAAGAACCAAAGCCUGAACCACCAAUCGAUUAUGAGUUUGCAGUCGGAAUGUAAGAUGAUGGAUAUGAACAGGAAUUACCUUUACCUGAAGCAAAUGAGACUCUUUUUGUUACUAAGCCAAUCUUUCAUUAUGAGCCACUUAUUUAAAAUUAAUUAAAGGAAGGAAAACAACUGAAACCAUUUGAGCCAGAUCUUAGAAAUAUUCAAAAAAAGAAAUUCCCAUUUGAACCUAAAACACAUAGUGAAAUCAGAGAUACAAGUGCUGAAUUGAAUGCAGAUUAAUUACAGAAAAUACAAGCAGGUCCUGUUAAAAUAGAAUUUGGGAAUGUUUUCAUAAAAAGUACAGUAAUCAAAUACUUUUAUGUAAGAAAUGAUCUCAGAAAUUCUAUUAGUGUUAGAUUGCAUACUGACAAAGAAGAUUUUAAUUAAUCAUACAUAAAACCUUAGAUCAUUCCUAGUGGAUAGACAGCUUAAUUUGACGUUAUUCUAUGUUCAAAAUAGUUAGGAUAGAUUAAAACACAUCUAAAAUAUGUAAUAAAUGAGAAUCACAUAUUUGAAUUUCUAGUUUAAGCCAAUAUUGAGAGAGUCUUUUUAGAGAUGAAUAGAACUCAAAUUAAGUUUGGAUUUAAUGAAGAUAACAAUGAAAUGGAAACUGCUGAAAUAGUUCGCUUAACAAAUAAUGGGAAUGCUGAAGCCAAAUUUAGAUGGAUAACAACUGAAAAAAAGAUAUUUUAUGUUCAACCUGACUCAGGUGUAGUGCCAAGUGGUAAAUAUAUGGAGUGUUAAGUCAUUUACAAACCAAGUUAAUUAUAGCCAUUGCCUCCAGAAGUGAAAUAACCAGUUGGUACAUAGUAAUAAUAACAAGAUAAAAAUGCAUAAGGUUAGCAAUAAUAAUAGACGUAGUAGUAAUAAUAAUAAUCAAUAACUAUACCUUAAUAGUAGGCCACAAUCGCCACUAUUAGGAAUGAGGAAGAAAAAUUAACAUUAAAAACAGAAGACGGAUUAGAUUAGAACAUAAAGUGUACGGGAGUUGUCUCUGAACCUAAAUGUGCGAUAAAAUAAGCUGUCAUAGAUUUUAAAGAGAUAGUGGUAUGUAAAUAGGAGGCAAAGGUUUUGACUCUUAAGAAUCUAUCUAAAAGUUCUGCAGUAUUUUAAGUUUAAACAUCAAAGCUGCCAGAAGGAAUCGAAGUAUAUCCAAUCAAAGGAAAAAUAAGUUCAGAAGAUUCAAGAGAUUUAUAGGUUAAAUUUCUUUCUAAGGAUGAAAAAAUAGUUAAAGGAGAAAUAAUCAUUUUAAUUAGAGGAGGCAAAUAACUACAAGUACCUGUUAUUGGAUCUGCUAUAAUACCUAAAAUUGAAAUUGUGGAAGAAGAAUUUGAUUUUGGAAACAUUACUACUUUAGGAACAAGUAAUUAGUUAACGAUGACUUUGGUUAAUAAUUCAACGAUACCUGUUGAUUUAGUUUUAGAUUUGAGACAUCAAAAUGAGAAUCCCAGAGCACCGGAUGGAAUAGAUUGCUUAGAAGUUAAACCUUAAGAUGAGGAUGAUACUAUUUUGCAUUCUAUUCACCCUGAGAAUGAGGAUGAACCUGCUCCAAAAAUGGAUGAAUCCUUGGAUAAUCAAUCUGAUAAAUCUGAAUAAAUUGAUUUGGAAACUAAGGAGUACAGAUCCUAUAAUUUAACCAUUUUACCUGGAACGACUUAGGUGUUUUUGAUGAAAUUCUCCCCUAAAGAUGUAAAACAUUAUCAGUUUGAUAUGCCAAUCACUCUGGCCAGAUUCAAUUAGAAUUUACCUUCUUUGACUAGAAGAGUGUCUUGUAAAGGACUUAAACCUAAAUUCUUAGUGGAACCUCAAUCUAUAGAGUUUAAGAAAAAGAUUAUUACAUCUCCUGAUAAAUGCUAUCCAACAGUAGAAGAGAUCAAACUAUCAAAUCCAGAUAGAAAGGAUGUGAAAUGGCGUAUUGAUACUUCCCCAUUAAAAAUUGAAAAGAUAUUUACAAUAGAACCAAGUGAAGGCAUAGUAGCCUCUGGAUAAUAGGUGAGAAUUAGAGUGAAAUUCAACCCUUAUGGACCAGGAGUAUUUUCAUCAACAGUCUCCCUUUAUAUUGAAUCAGAUCCUGACAUUCCAAAGACUUUGCCAUAUGUUGAUUUAAUAAUUUAAGGAUCAGGAGCAUAUCCCAGAUUAUUAUUCGAUAAAAAGGAGGUCAUUCUACCAGUAGUGCCUCUGAAUGUAGUUUCAAAAUGUUCAUUCAAGAUAAUAAAUGAUGGAUAUGAGAAUUUGAAUCUAAAACACAAUUGGUCAAGUGAAACAAGCAACUUUUACUUAGAAUUAAAGUUUCCAGAAGGGUAAACAUUGGGAGUUGCUAAAAGUAAAUUAAGGGUUGAUGUGUAUUUUUCUCAUAAAAAGCCAAUAUCAUUUACAACUAGAGCAGAAUUUUAGGAUGAAGGCAGAGUGUACUCAAUAUAUGUGUCAGGGACGACAGAUAACUGUUUAUUGACAAAUUAGAUAUACUUGUAGAGAAUACAAAAGUACCAAAUGGUAGCUGAUGAGAAAAAGCCAGUGAUGUUCUAAGAAGAUGAUGGAGCUGACAGUGAUAAUGAGAAAAUGAAACGAAACCAUACUAUGUCUGUAAAGAGUACAACAAGUUCAAAAGGAACUUCCCAUUUAGGAUAUAGACCUUUAGAUGCAGAAACCUAGAAUGAAGCUUGUGAUUAUAUUAUGAGAUGGAUGAAUUAUCAUGUUCUCACUUAACCUAUGAAUAAGUUCCCAGAAGAUAUUGUAACCAAUUUUGGGUAACAAAUAUUUGAGUUAUUAACAUUUCUAACAGGCAAGGCCAAUUUCCAAUAUAAGGCUUAGAUUGACUAAAAUUGGAAACGCCAACAAAAAGCAGAGGCGUAGUUUAAACAAUAUGAUGAACUUGUAAGACAACUGAAAAUAGAAGGAGCUCUUCUGAAUCACAUAAGAUCCGAAUACUUAUUGGGACAUAAUGAUUAUAAUGCAUGGUUAAAGACUGUGCCUAAAGAGAAAUACGAGUUUGUACCGGAUAAUAGAUUAUAACUAAGCUAAGCUAAGUACAACUACUUACACUAUGAUGCAUGGAUUUCAACAUUCUAUCAAAUAAUUAAAAUAUAUUAUUUAAAUAGAAUAACAGCAAAAUCGUUUAAACAAUUGCCAGGCAUUCCAACUGAGAGAUUGAACAUUCCAGAUUAUUACUUAGAUGGAUCUAAUGUAAUCUCUCAUGCAGAAGGUGUUAUUCUUUGGUUCUAUGAGGUUUGUUAUGAACAACAACAUACAGGUUAGAUUAGAAGGUUAAGUAAUUUUGCAUCCGAAUUCAAGGAUAGCUUACUUGUAGCUGAUGCAGUGACUUAAUUCAUUGGUCCUAGCAUGUAGAAGUUCUUUAGCAAUUUAAGGACUAAUUUGUAGAGUGAAGAUGAUUAUAGACAUAAUGCCGAUAAAUUAAUGCCAGCUUUAAGCGAUUAUGGUUUACAAUCACAUGUUCAAGCCAGGGAUAUCUAUUAUAAACCUUAUCCAAGGGAAAUGUUGAUGAUGUUGGUCCAAUUGUUUUUCUCUCUUCCUCAUUAUGUCCCUUAGAAGGAACCCAUUAUUUUCUAAUGCAUCUUGGGUGAGGAAGUAAUAAAAUCGAUUGAAUUACGAAAUCCGACUCCAAAGCCAAUUAGUUAUUUUGUUAAAUAUGAGGGACACCCUGACUUUUAAUUGGAAGGAGAUGAGAGCAUUAAAAUUGAGCCUGACAUACCUUAUAAUUACAAAGUGAAAUUCACUUCUCGUAUUUCUCUGCCUGUAACAGGUAGAGUGAUUUUCACAAACAAAAAAGAGACGAAUGUUUAGGCAGCAGCACUAGUAUUUGAUUUGAAAAGUAAUAUCACAGGAAGGAAGUCUGAAAAGUAAUGGAAUGUCAGUUCAAUUUUAUAUGAGAUUUUUGACUUCCAGAUCUAAAUUACCAAUAAAUUUCCAUAGGAUGGUGAGUUCUAGAUAUAAGUGAUACAUGAAAAGAAGUAAAUAGAACAAAGAGGCAAAAAGAAGAAGGCUCCUCCAGCAAAGGAUGCUCCUCUUGAAGAGGAAUUCCCUUCAUUCUUUUGCACAAUUGACCGACAAAGAAUCAGGAAGAAUUAAACUAUCAAUCUAUCAUUGACCUAUAUUCCAUUAACAAUAGACACACACAAAUGUUCUCUGAUAUUUACAGAUCCAAAUGUGGGUGAAUUCUAACACGAUUUAUAAGGAACAGUUGAAUAACCGAAUAUCAUAGGUGAAUUUAAACCAGACAAAUCAUUGUAUGUUGAUAGCACUUAAACAAUAUCCUAUACGAUUCCAUUUAGAAAUGAAUAGUUAGCUCGUGCUCGUAGUUAGAUUCAACAAUUGGUCUAGAUGAAAUAGAAAGAUAGAUAUUUAAAAGGUGACAAACAAGCCUCAAGUUUAACAGCCUCUAAAAUCAAUUUCCCAGGUUCUAAUUUAGAUAUCAUCACUUUUGAAGUAGAAAUAUAUCCACCAACACAAUACUUGAAUCUACCACCUACACUCUAAAUAACAGACUUAAAUAAAUAGACAAAAAAGCCAGGCACUGAGAAUAUUGAUUGUAAAUUACCAAUUCUGUAUGCUUUCAAGAAUGCAACCAAAGACUUUAGUGUCAUUCUAACUCUAAGAAAUAAAUUCGAUAUUAGAAGAUAUAAAUUAUCGGCAAUAGUGUUACCAAAGAUUGUUAAGGCCAUGUUAGAAUUUAGGGUACCUGCAAGAUAAUCUGUAAUAUAAGAAAUUCCGAUUGUAAAUCAAACAGAUAGGGAUUGGCAAAUAAAAGUUCAACUUUCAGAAUCAAAAGGUUUAUUCUAAUGUCCUUAAAGAGACUUUUUUGUCAAAAGAAAAGCCACUAGUAAUUUUCCAAUUACUUUUAGUCCAUCUUGGCUAUAGGAGUGUGAAGCUAAAUUAGUAUUAACCAAUCCAACGACGAAUGAUGUUUUUGAGUAUGAUCUAAAAGGUUAUGGGGAAGAACCAGUAGCAGAAGAACAUAUCAUUCUAAAUUGCUAGGCUAGAAAAGUAACAAAGAAGGAAAUUGAAUUGAGGAACCCAACAGAUAAACCAAUAAUUUAUGCUGUUGAAACAGAUUUGAUCUAUGCCACAGGACCUUCAUAAAUAGUUGUUUAACCAUAAAAGAAAGCUAACUAUGUAUUGCAAGUGUAACCAGUCCUAAGUGGCCAAUACACAGGAUCAAUAACAUUUACAGAUGAACAAGGACAUUUUUUAUGGUACACAGUAUUCAUGAACACUGAAUCUCCGAAAUCAGUUCAAACACUUGAAGUUUCUUGUUUGAUAAGAUAAGCUACAGUCAUUCAAUUAACACUGGCUAAUCCUCUUACAGAAACUGCAAUUUAUGAGGUUAUGAUAAAUGGAGAAGGUUUAAUAGGAGAAGAACAAUUUGCAAUUGGUGCUAGAAAGGAAGCUGGAUAUGAAUUGACCUUUGCUCCAUUAAAAAUUGGUAGGUGGAGAGGAAGUGUUGCAUUUGUAAAUAGAUUAUUAGGUGAAGUGUGGUACGAAUUCAUCCUCACAUGCGAAGACCAGCCCAUUGUGAGAUUGAAUGUCUUAAAAGCCUCUUUGGGUAAGGUUGAAUAAUAGGUAGUCGUACUCGAAAACCCAUCUGAUUAAAAGAUACAAGUCUAAUGCAGAAUUACUAAUCCUACUAAUUUUGAUAUAUAUCCAGAUUAACUCUAAAUAUAACCCUAUGAUUCUUUGAAGGUUGCACUUAGAUACACCCCAUCCUCAUUAGAUAUCAUAGAACAAUCAGACAUCAUAUUUACUUCUCCCAUAGGUAAAUGGCACUAUUUGGUCUUUGGAAGUGGAUUACCUCCUACCAAAUUCCCAGCUACCACUGUUAGUAUUGGAUUAAACAAAGAUUACAGUUCAGUCAUUCAUUUUAAAAACCCAUUCAAAGAACCUAUUCAAGUUUCUAUUUCAUUAGAUGCAGAAGGUCACAAUCAAGAAGUUUUUAAGCUAUUGCUUGUCAGAAAUCAAAAAAAUGAUAAAACUCUUGUUCCAGGGAUGAAUGUUCUACAAGUUCCUUUCUCAUUUGUACCCAGAGAAAUUACAAGCUAUUAUUGUGAAGUUGUCAUCUCAAUGAAUGAGAAGAUUUAAUGGCAUUUCCCUGUUAAAGGAGUCACUGAAUCUGUCUCUACUUAGACUCUUUUCCAUUUCAAGGCUAAAUGCAGGGAAAAAUGGGAAGAUGAAAUUAAAGUAGGUUUGUAAGGAAUUGCAUAGAGUUUAUAAGCAGAUGAUAAAUUUGACUUUGAGUUGGGUGGAAUGCCUUUGGAUUUAUAGACCAUGAUUUAAAAAUGCUUUACUAUUAAGUGUCUCAAAAAUCACCUUGAUAGUCCUCAUGAUAAUUUGCUUUAUUUUGUAAGGUUUCAACCAAUGAAACCCUUCAAGACUUCUAUGGAGUUUAUAGUACUCAGACAAUCAGGAGGAAGAUGGAAAUAUAAAAUUCAAUUGGAAGCCACAGAACCUGAGGAAGAUGAUACUAUUUUAAUUAGUUCUCCUCUUAAUAAAACGACAAGUGUCUCAUUUAAAUUAACAAAUAAAACAAAAAACUAUAGUAAAUUUACUGCUGCCUUCUCUCCUGAGUCAGAUGCUGAAUUUUCAGUCAUACCUAAAAUUGGAGAUCUAGAACCUUAUGGUAGAGAAGGGACUACCUUCAUUAUUAGUUUCACACCAGUUGAAUAUGGCAAAAUUAGAAAGGGUAAAUUGAUAAUUUAGACUGAAGAUAUGUAUUGGUCUUAUUCUAUUAGAGGAGUCUUACCAAGAUAUGUUCCUCCUUAGAUUAAAUAAUCUUUAGUCGAUAACAGAUAAUAAUAAUAAUAAUAAUCUUAAAUUCAAAUGUCAAUGACCUUGAGUAGAAACUUUGUUGUGGAUAAUAUAAAGAAAGCAAGGCAAUUAUCGCCAAAAAGUGCUCGUAAUUAAUUGAGUUUACCAUUAAUUGAAAAAAAAUGA
Paramecium tetraurelia is the source of this 8775-nucleotide messenger RNA. RefSeq lists its product as uncharacterized. NCBI's taxonomy places the organism in Eukaryota, Ciliophora, Oligohymenophorea, Peniculida, Parameciidae. The record is from RefSeq and is a predicted model, not a curated record. The transcript is spliced from 4 exons.